This is a messenger RNA of Salvelinus fontinalis (brook trout), 2986 nucleotides long. RefSeq names its product sigma non-opioid intracellular receptor 1 (gene sigmar1). The record is from RefSeq and is a predicted model, not a curated record. NCBI's taxonomy places the organism in Eukaryota, Metazoa, Chordata, Actinopteri, Salmoniformes, Salmonidae. Gene Ontology annotation, cellular component: endoplasmic reticulum. The coding region runs from base 16 to 792 and encodes 258 amino acids. The transcript is spliced from 4 exons.
UGACACAGACGAGUCAUGUAUCUAUCUCUAUGGGCGCCUUCGCAUGACUUCCGUCUUGUCUUUACUGGUUCUCUUUACAGGUCUGUUUGUCUGGUCGGGGUGUUCUACCACUCCAUGUCAGUCAUGUCGUGGACAACUAAAGUGUUGAAGUUAGUCGUGCUGGCUGGAGUGUCUGUGUUGAUAGUGAUGUCCCUGCGGCAGUGGAUGGCCAACAAACACUAUGUCUUCACAAAGGAAGAGGUUGCUAUUCUGGCCAAGCGAUACGCAGGUCAGGACCACGACCAGGCCUUCUCCAAGGUGGUGGUGGAGCUGCGGAAGAAGUACCCGGGUCACAUCCUGCCGGACGAGGACCUGCAGUGGGUGUUUGUCAACGCAGGCGGCUGGAUGGGGUCCAUGUGUCUGCUCCACGCCUCGCUCACUGAGUACGUCCUGCUGUUCGGCACCGCCGUGGACACCGGAGGACACUCAGGUCGUUACUGGGCUGAAAUAUCAGACACCAUCAUCUCUGGGACCUUCAGGCAGUGGAAGGAGGGAUCAACGAAGAGUGAAAUGUACUAUCCAGGUGACACGAUAGUCCACACGGUAGGCGAGGCGACCUCUGUCCAGUGGAGUGCUGGGACGUGGAUGGUGGAGUACGGCAGAGGAUUCAUCCCCUCCACCCUGGGCUUCGCCCUGGCAGACACUCUGUUCAGCACACAGGACUUCCUCACUAUCUUCUACACCGUACGGGUCUACGCCAAAGGAAUGCUGCUGGAGGCCAAUACACUACUCACUGAGGCUGGCGUCUUCUGAGGAACCUGACCCCUAACCCUCUCUGCUGCUGGCGUCUUCUGAGGAACCUGACCCCUAACCCUCUCUGAGGCUGACGUCUUCUGAGGAACCUGACCCCUAACCCUCUCUGAGGCUGACGUCUUCUGAGGAACCUGACCCCUAACCCUCUCUGAGGCUGAAGUCUUCUGAGGAACCUGACCCCUAACCCUCUCUGAGGCUGAAGUCUUCUGAGGAACCUGACCCCUAACUCUCUCUGAGGCUGACGUCUUCUGAGGAACCUGACCCCUAACCCUCUCUGAGGCUGACGUCUUCUGAGGAACCUGACCCCUAACCCUCUCUGCUGCUGGCGUCUUCUGAGGAACCUGACCCCUAACCCUCUCUGAGGCUGAAGUCUUCUGAGGAACCUGACUUCUAAACCUUGAAACUUAUUGAGUUAGAUAUACAGUACCAGUCAACAGUUUGGACACACCUACUCAUUCAAGAGUUUUUCUAUAUUUUUACUACUUUCUACAUUGUAGAGUAAUAGUGAAGAAAUCUAAACUAUGAAAUAACACAUAUGGAAUCAUGUAGUAACCAAAAAGUGUUAAACAAUCAAAAUAUGUUUUGUAUUUUAGAUUCUUCAAAGUAGCCACCAUUUGCCUUGAUGACAGCUUUGCACACGCUUGGCAUUAUCUUUCUCUCAACCAGCUUCACCUGGAAUGCUUUUCCAACCGUCUUGAAGGAGUUCCCUUCAUAUGCUGAGCACUUGUUGGCUGCUUUUCCUUCACUCUGCGGUUCAACUCAUCCCAAACCAUCUCAAUUGGGUUGAGAUUGGGUUUAAUGUGGAGGCCAGGUCAUCUGACGCAGAACUCCAUCACUCUCCUUCUUGGUCAAAUAGCCCUUACACAGCCUGGAGGUGUGUUGUGUUAUUGUCCUGUUGAAAGCAAAUGAUAGCCCCACUAAGCGCAAACCAGAUGGGAUGGCGUAUCGCUGUAGAAUGCUGUGGUAGCCAUGCGGGUUAAGUAUGCCUUGAAUUCUAAAUAAAUCACAGACAGUGUCACCAGCAAAGCACCCCCACACCUCCUCCUCCAUGCUUCACGGUGAGAACUACACAUGCAUAGAUCAUCAGUUUACCUACUCUGCAUCCCACAAAGACACUGUGGUUGGAACCAAAAAUCUCACAUUUGGACUCUUCAGACCAAAGGACAAAUUUCCACCGGUCUAAUGUCCAUUGCUCGUGUUUCGUGACCCAAGCAAGUCUCUUCUUAUUAUUGGUGUCCUAUAGUAGUGUUUUCUUUGCAGCAAUUCAACCAUGAAGGCCUGAUUCAUGCAGUCUCCUCUGAACUUGAACUCUGUGAAGCAUUUAUUUGGGCUGCAAUUUCUGAGGCUGGUAACUUAUCCUCUGCAGCAGAGGUAACUCUGGGUCUUUCCUGUGGCGGUCCUCAUGAGAGCCAGUUUCAUCAUAGCGCUUGAUGGUUUUUGCGACUGCACUUGAAGAAACUUUUCAGGAUUGACUGACCGUCAUGUCUUAAAGUAAUGAUGGACUGUUGUUUCUCUUUGCUUAUUUGAACUGUUCUUGCCAUAAUAUGGACUUGGUAUUUUACCAAAUAGGGCUAUGUUCUGUAUACCACCCCUACCUUGUCACAACACAACUGAUUGGCUCAAACGCAUUAAGAUGGAAAGAAAUUCCACAAAUUAACUUUUAACAAGGCACACCUGUUAAUAGAAAUGCAUUCCAGGUGACUACCUCAUGAAGCUGGUUGAGAGAAUGCCAAGAGUGUGCAAAGCUGUCAUCAAGGGAAACGGUGGCUACUUUGAGGAAUCUCAAAUAUUUUGGGGGGUUACUACAUGAUUCCAUAUGUGUUAUUUCAUAGUUGUUGAUGUCUUCACUAUUAUUCUACAAUGUAGAAAAUAGUCCAAAUAAAGAAAAACCUUUGAAUGAGAAGGUGUGUCCAAACUUUUGACUGGUUCUGUACGUGGUGAUUGCGUCCUAUCAACUAAUAGCUACAGUUCCUUGCUCUGUUAGCUAGCAGGCUAAUAAGGUAGUUAGCAAGUUGUAUGGUCAUUUAGCUAGAUGGCUGCAGUGCAACAAAAGCAAUGUCCAACCUUCUCUAAACACAUCAAUGUAUGGCGAGGACUGUAGCAAAUUGUAUCUAUUUGUCAACAUUUUAAGGAAUGAGUAGAUGGACCUACUGCAAUCAUUCUGGACGAACACAUUAAAUUACUUUUUUGGGUA